ACUCACCUAAUAAUACAACACUUUUCCUUGGAAUACAAACACUGGAAGAUCUCCAUAUGUCCUGCUGUUUUGUACACAUAAUAACCAAACGUAAAAAAAAAAAAAGUAUUUGCACAUAGUGUAUAUGACUCUCGAAAGAUGAAAUGAAACAUGUUUUUAAACAGUAACAGUGUUGCAGAGUUCGCUCAAAUAAUCACAUGCACAGCUGCCACCUGCUGGUGAAGAGCGGAACGUCUCUAAUUAUUGUUCCCCCAAUUAAACCAGUUUUAAAAAGUUACAUAACAGAUUCAUUCAUGCAGACAUGAACAAUUAUACAUUUAACAACUGUCUAUAAAACCUUAAUUGUGUAAGUAUCAGCACCAUCUCUGCUUAGGACUGACAUUUGAGCGCGCUGCGCAGAAUCCGCCCCCUUCCCUCAAGCGUGUCAAAUAGUGUCUCCAGAGAGUCUUGAGCUUUAUUUUAAUGACCUUUGCUUGACUUUUCCACCAAUUUACAGGUGUGCCAUCACAGGUGGACAGCGACAUGGAGGGACGGCAGCUACAGCAGGUUUUGAACACGCAGAGACUGAAGUCACUACAAGAAUGGAUGCAGAAAAGCUCAAUCACUUUAACACAGGUCAAUGGGCAGAGGAAAUAUGGUGGUCCUCCUCCUGGUAAGUACUCUUUUUUUGUCUUUUCAGCUUUUAAGAAGCAUUACGGCAUUUCUAUUACCGUGAAAUGGACGUCCUUCUCCAAGUCAAAGCACGUAUCCGAGACUGGACAAGAAGACGGCACCUUUACCCCUCCUGGUCUGAGUCCCCUCCCCAAACCCUCCAUCACCCCUCCCCACCUGCACCCUCAGCCCUCCCUUCAGGAUGUCCCAGCCCACCCCUCUCUCCAGUCCUUCUUCCGGGCCGUGGGGGGUCCGGCCGGUCCGCCGAGAGAUGAGAUGAAGCCUCAAGGCCCUGUGAACCGCGACGCCGUGUCUCUGCUGCAGUGGAUGUGCGAGGUGAACCGACUUGGCACUCCUCAGUAUGAAGUCCGCUUCCAUCACGCCAGCUCCGACGGCUUCCUCUGCUUCAGCUACGAAGUCCUGAUCCCGUGCUUUCUUAUUCCCCUGUAUGGGGUUAUCCAGAUCCUUCCAGGCCCCAGCGUUCAGGCCACGAAGAAGGAGGUUUAUCGAGCUGUCGCCGAGCUGGUGAUCCAAACCAUCUGUAAGGUCUCAAAUGCGCGACCUUUCUAAAAUUUGAUCUGUUAAUGUAAUGUAACGUUAUUAGUUUUAUGUUCAGUAUUAUGGUUUGAAGGCAUGUACUGUUUCAGAUGAAUGAGUGGAAAUGAAUGAUUAAACGAGUAUUUAGUUUAAUGUUAAAGGGAAAAAAAAAAAAAAAAGCCAAUCUGGGCAGGGGAU
Molecule: messenger RNA, 1386 nt
Organism: Sinocyclocheilus anshuiensis
Lineage: Eukaryota; Metazoa; Chordata; Actinopteri; Cypriniformes; Cyprinidae
Product: dead end protein 1-like
Exons: 3
Coding region: 523-1221 (232 amino acids)
Source: RefSeq, a predicted model, not a curated record